Ictalurus punctatus (channel catfish) is the source of this 2474-nucleotide messenger RNA. RefSeq names its product ATPase, H+ transporting, lysosomal, V1 subunit B, member a (gene atp6v1b2a). Gene Ontology annotation, molecular function: proton-transporting ATPase activity, rotational mechanism; ATP binding. Gene Ontology annotation, biological process: ATP metabolic process; proton transmembrane transport. The record is from RefSeq and is a predicted model, not a curated record. The transcript is spliced from 14 exons. NCBI's taxonomy places the organism in Eukaryota, Metazoa, Chordata, Actinopteri, Siluriformes, Ictaluridae. Gene Ontology annotation, cellular component: proton-transporting V-type ATPase, V1 domain. Bases 116 to 1636 code for a protein of 506 amino acids.
GUGAGCGCGCCCCUUCCGCAGGGUCAUAUGACUAGUGGCAUUAAUUCGCCUGGCUAAAGCGUUUGCUGCUUGUCUUCUCGUCAGGCGACGCGUUUUAUUUAAUUGAAUCUGAAGAAUGGCAACGUUAGUCGCGAAUCGUCCGGUGGACCUCAACGGGCCAGAAGCUGCAGCCAGACAGCACGCACAAGCCGUGACGAGAAACUAUAUUUCACAGCCCCGGCUGACUUACUCCACUGUCUCAGGUGUUAACGGGCCUCUGGUCAUCUUGGACAACGUCAAAUUUCCUCGUUACGCCGAGAUCGUCCACCUCACCCUGCCCGAUGGCACUAAGCGGAGCGGACAGGUGCUGGAGGUGAGCGGCAACAAGGCUGUUGUUCAGGUGUUCGAAGGGACCUCAGGGAUCGAUGCAAAGAAGACCGCAUGCGAGUUCACGGGUGACAUCCUACGCACGCCUGUGUCUGAGGACAUGCUGGGGCGUAUUUUCAACGGCUCAGGGAAGCCCAUCGACCGCGGCCCAAGCGUUCUGGCCGAGGAGUACUUGGACAUCAUGGGCCAACCCAUCAACCCUCAGUGCCGUAUCUAUCCAGAAGAGAUGAUCCAGACGGGCAUUUCUGCCAUCGAUGGUAUGAACAGCAUCGCCAGAGGACAGAAGAUCCCCAUCUUUUCUGCUGCUGGUCUUCCACACAACGAGAUCGCCGCUCAGAUCUGUCGCCAGGCCGGUUUGGUGCAGAAGUCGAAGGACGUCAUGGAUUACAGCGGCGAGAACUUCGCCAUCGUGUUCGCCGCUAUGGGGGUCAACAUGGAGACUGCCCGUUUCUUCAAGUCGGACUUCGAGGAGAACGGAUCCAUGGACAACGUCUGCUUGUUCCUGAAUCUGGCCAACGACCCUACGAUUGAGCGCAUCAUCACCCCGCGACUGGCUCUGACCUCAGCCGAAUAUCUGGCGUAUCAGUGUGAGAAGCACGUGCUGGUCAUCCUGACGGACAUGAGCUCCUACGCCGAGGCUCUGAGAGAGGUGUCUGCUGCUCGUGAGGAGGUGCCAGGCCGUCGUGGUUUCCCUGGUUACAUGUACACCGAUCUGGCUACGAUCUAUGAGCGAGCCGGUAGAGUGGAAGGCAGAAAUGGAUCAAUCACACAAAUCCCCAUCCUCACCAUGCCUAAUGACGAUAUCACUCAUCCCAUCCCUGAUCUGACUGGUUACAUCACGGAGGGUCAGGUCUAUGUGGACCGGCAGCUGCACAACAGACAGGUGUAUCCCCCAAUCAAUGUCCUGCCGUCCUUGUCCCGUCUGAUGAAGUCUGCCAUCGGGGAGGGCAUGACCCGCAAAGACCACUCGGACGUCUCUAACCAACUGUAUGCAUGCUAUGCUAUCGGUAAGGACGUGCAGGCGAUGAAGGCCGUGGUAGGAGAAGAAGCUUUGACCCCAGAUGAUCUGCUCUAUUUGGAGUUCUUGCAGAAGUUCGAAAGGAACUUCAUCUCUCAAGGUGCUUAUGACAACCGCACAGUGUUUGAGACUCUGGAUAUCGGCUGGCAGCUGCUGCGUAUUUUCCCCAAAGAGAUGCUGAAGCGAAUCCCGGAGAGCACGCUGGCCGAGUUUUACCCCAGAGAGUCCACCGCACGCCAUGGAACCUCCUAACCCCGAAGAACAAAAGUCAUGUGACAUUUUUACCUCCAGCGUGUGUGUGUACUUCCACCCUGAGUUCAGAGUACAGUAAUGCCUUAAACAUGGGGGCCUGAUACUGCACUGUAAUCAAACAUACCAGCAAAUCCGUUUCAUUAUUAAACUCCAGAUGUGCUCGUGACUAAAUAAACAUGCUCUUCAUGUGGCCCUGUGUGUAAAGUGUUGCUCUGUGCUCUCGGCUCAGUGCUGUGCGUGUGUGUGUGGAUUUGUGUGUAACUGAUUAGUCUACUGUAGUACGUGUUUGUGUUAUUUUCUUCGUGCGUGUUUUUUUUUUUUUCUAUCCUGCAAGAUGUAAGCAGCCCUUUAAAUCAGGUAAUACAAAUGCUGGACCUUAAUUUCAUUCUGUGUUACGUUGUUUUUUUGGGGGGUUUUUUCUCUCCAACCUGAAGAAAAUGUCCUGAGCUGAAAGGGAACAACAUUGUGUUCAGUGACUCCCUUACGCUGAUGUUUCAUUUCAUCCCUUUUAAAAUGUGUUUAUUAACAUUCCUGUAUUCAAUCCAUAUUUGUAAGUAAUUGUAAGCAAUAGCAGUACAGCUGCGACAAAUUCAAGAAGCUGCAUUAAUUUAUUUCAUCAAUUAUUCCUUCCCUUUCCUUCAACUCGAAAGUCAUUUUUGUUUUGUUUAGCGGAACACGGAUUGUUUACAUUUUGCAUUUUGGUUUAUGUGCUGCGGUUCGUUUUAGAAAUAAAUCAUGUGAACAUUCCCCUGGUGUGUGAUUCUCCGACUUCAAUUGUAUGCAUAUGGUCUAUUUCUGUGUCGAAUUUAAACUGAAAUAAAUUAUAUUAUUCUCCUUA